GCUCACUCCCUCUCUCUCUUCCUCUCUCUGUAUAUAGAGAUGAGUGGAGGAAGAGGGAACAGCCAAGUGCGACAGUGUCUCUGUUAGCGCUUAGCUCACACACGUUCUACAACAGAGAUAACCGUCAGAAAGAAGAAACUGGCUAACGUCCCUGCUGCCUUUUGCUUUGAUGUUUUAGUCUAAAUGGACGAACAGAGCGAAGGGGAGCAUGUGCUUACGGGUCUAGAUGAGGAAGCCAUAGUUGACCAUGGAAAGACCAGCUUCACCACUCACACAAACUAUGAAAGUGAAGAUUUGGAAAGCCACAGAGCAGUGUAUGUAGGCGUCCAUGUUCCCCUUGGCAGGGAGAGCAAACGGAGACAUCGCCACCGAGGACACAAACACCACCGCAAGAAGAAAGAGAGAGACUCUGAGGAGGGGAAAGAAGAUGGCAGGGAAUCCCCCACUUAUGACACACCAUCCCAGCGGGUCCAGUUCAUCCUGGGUACAGAGGAUGAUGACCUCGAGCACGUCCCCCAUGACCUUUUCACUGAGCUGGACGAGCUGUCCUUCAGAGAUGGCAGUGCCACUGAGUGGAAGGAGACUGCCAGAUGGUUGAAGUUUGAAGAGGAUGUGGAAGACGGUGGGGAGAGGUGGAGUAAGCCCUAUGUGGCUACGUUGUCACUACACAGCUUAUUUGAACUGCGUAGCUGCAUACUCAAUGGCACAGUCAUGCUGGAUAUGAGGGCCAACAGUAUUGAGGAAAUUGCAGACAUGGUGAUAGACAGCAUGGUGGCAUCAGGCCAGCUGAAGGACGAUUUGUGCAACAAGGUGCGGGAAGCCAUGCUGAAGAAACACCACCACCAGAAUGAGAGAAAGCUCAGCAAUCGCAUCCCUCUGGUGCGCUCCAUUGCUGACAUAGGCAAGAAACAUUCUGACCCAUUCUUGCUUGAAAGAAACGGAGAGGGCCUGUCCUCUUCACGCCUCUCUCUCCACAAGCCAGGGGCAGCCUCCUCUGUCUCCAACCUCUCCCAGAGACGAGAGUCCAGAGUCUCCGUCCUGCUCAACCAUCUCCUGCCCUCUUCUUCCUCCAACACUGGGCCCUCCCCAGGCCCCUCAUCCUUCACCCCUCAAAAUACCCCCACUUUCUUCCGGUGUUCCUCCCAAAGCCCGCCAUGUAUCCAUGGCGCAGGCCUUGGCCCUCAAGGCAUCCCUGAGGUGGUGGUAUCACCUCCUGAGGAUGACGAUCCACCGAACUCUGCAGAAGAAGAGGCAGCAUCACUACAGCUCAGUCGACGAGCAUCCUCGGCAUCCCAGGGCCUCGAGCUGCUGCCCUUAGAAGGACCGUUGGUGUCUCGCAAUUCUGUCCCAAACAACCUGGAUGGCAACAAGGCAGUGGAGAGGAGGCCAUCCAAAGUAGGGGUCAGUAGAGAAAGCAGCAGUGUCGACUUCAGCAAGGUGGACAUGAAUUUCAUGAAAAAGAUUCCUCCAGGUGCUGAAGCUUCCAACGUACUGGUGGGAGAAGUGGAUUUCCUGGAGAAGCCCAUAAUUGCCUUUGUACGACUGUCCCCAGCAGUCCUUAUCACAGGCCUCACAGAGGUGCCUGUGCCCACAAGGUUUCUUUUCCUGCUUUUGGGUCCUCAUGGCAAAGGGCCUCAGUACCAUGAGAUCGGCAGAUCCAUGGCCACACUAAUGACAGAUGAGAUUUUCCACGAUGUGGCAUACAAGGCCAAAGACCGAACGGAUCUCCUCUCGGGAAUAGAUGAGUUCCUUGAUCAAGUGACUGUUCUGCCUCCUGGAGAAUGGGACCCCACAAUCCGGAUUGAGCCCCCCAAAAAUGUCCCAUCUCAACUAAAGAGGAAGAGACCGUCUCAGCCCAAUGGCACUGCGUCUCCAGGAGAGCUGGAAAAGGAGGAGGACCAUCACGCAGGGCCUGAGCUGCAGAGGACCGGGAGGAUAUUUGGAGGUCUGGUCCUGGACGUCAAGCGGAAGUUACCAUUCUACUGGAGCGACAUCAGGGACUCCCUCAGUCUGCAGUGUCUAGCCUCCAUCCUGUUCCUCUACUGCGCCUGCAUGUCCCCUGUCAUCACAUUUGGAGGUCUGCUUGGGGAGGCAACAAAAGGCAACAUAAGUGCCAUAGAGUCUCUAUUUGGGGCCUCACUGACAGGAGUGGCAUACUCCCUCUUCGCAGGCCAGCCCCUCACUAUUCUUGGCAGUACAGGACCUGUUUUAGUGUUUGAGAAGAUCCUCUUCAAGUUCUGCAAUGACUAUGGCCUUUCCUACCUGUCGCUGCGGACCAGCAUUGGUCUAUGGACAGCCUUCCUGUGUCUGGUCCUGGUGGCCACAGAUGCUAGUUCCCUGGUCUGCUACAUCACCCGAUUCACAGAGGAGGCCUUUGCUGCACUCAUCUGCAUCAUCUUCAUCUACGAGGCUCUAGAGAAGCUCUUUCACCUGGGAGAACACUACCCCGUCAACAUGCACAACAACUUGGACAACCUUACCCUGUAUUCGUGUCAGUGCUCUCCACCAGCCAAUGUCUCAGAUCAGCUCACGCAGGAGUGGAACCAGACAGGAUACAGCCCAGACUCCAUCCCAUGGAGCAGCCUCAAUGUUUCGAUGUGUAAGAUACUCAAUGGGGAGUUUGUGGGUCCUGCCUGCGGUCAUCAUGGGCCCUACAUCCCAGAUGUUCUCUUCUGGUCUAUUAUCCUCUUCUUCACCACCUUUUUCCUCUCUUCCUUCCUUAAGCAGUUCAAGACAGAGACAUAUUUUCCCACCAAGGUGCGAUCCACCAUCAGCGACUUUGCUGUGUUCAUAACCAUCAUGAUCAUGGUGAUGGUGGACUAUCUAAUGGGGAUCCCCUCUCCUAAACUUAAUGUCCCUGACCGCUUUGAGCCAACUUCAAAGAACCGAGGCUGGCUGAUGGACCCCUUAGGAGAAAAUCCCUGGUGGACGCUUCUGGUGGCAGCACUUCCUGCCUUGCUCUGCACCAUCCUCAUCUUUAUGGACCAGCAGAUCACUGCAGUCAUCAUCAACCGCAAGGAGCACAAGCUCAAGAAAGGUUGCGGCUAUCACCUGGACUUGCUGAUAGUGGCAAUUAUGCUGGGUGUGUGCUCCAUUAUGGGCCUGCCGUGGUUCGUGGCUGCAACAGUCCUGUCCAUCUCCCACGUUAACAGCCUGAAGGUGGAGUCCGGCUGCUCCGCUCCAGGAGAGCAGCCCAAGUUUCUGGGUAUCCGGGAGCAGCGAGUCACUGGAUUCAUGAUCUUUGUCCUCAUGGGUUGUUCUGUUUUCAUGACCUCAGCGCUCAAGUUUAUUCCUAUGCCAGUCCUGUAUGGAGUCUUUCUCUACAUGGGUGUCUCUUCCCUCAAAGGCAUUCAAUUCUUUGACAGAAUCAAGCUGUUCGGCAUGCCUGCCAAGCACCAGCCUGAUCUGAUCUAUCUGCGCUAUGUGCCGCUGUGGAAGGUGCAUAUCUUCACCCUGGUGCAGCUCACCUGUUUGGUGCUGCUCUGGGUCAUCAAGGCCUCUGCAGCAGCUGUUGUGUUUCCCAUGAUGGUUCUGGCGCUGGUCUUUAUCCGAAAGCUUCUAGACUUUUGCUUCACCAAUAGAGAGCUGAGCUGGCUGGAUGACUUGAUGCCAGAAAGCAAGAAGAAGAAAGAGGACGAUAAGAAAAAAAAAGCACAAGAAAAGCUGGCUUCCAAUACUGUUUUCAUUCAGGAAGAAGAGUCCAGACUGCAGGACGAAGAGAUGGGGCUGAAGGUCAGCUUUGAAGGCUCCAACCUGCUCAGCAUCCCAGUGAAGACACUCUCAGGGAAUUUUGAUUCUGACCCCUUGGUUGUAAAUAUCUCUGAUGACAUGGCCAAAACCGCAGCGUGGAAAGCAGUGAACUCGAGUGCAGAGUCAUGUGCUCUACCUGUGAAGCGUAGUGGAAGCCAGGAGAAGGUGGCCUGCGUUAGAGUAGACGUCAGACCAGAUACACCUGGAGGGGGUUCCACUGCUGAGACCUUCCUGUGAUAGAGGGACGCCCUCCUACCCUCCUGAUACCUUUUCCCACACAACACCAUCUUAGUGGCAAAGGGGGCAUAGAACUGGAGCAGCACAACCUGCCUGCAGUGUUCCCUUCCUCAGGGCAGCAGGCCAGCUCCCCCAGGGCUGUGAGUCCUACUCACUCAAGUCUCGAAGUGUGCAGCACAUAUACAAAUGGCUGCCAUGAUGUACUGUAGAGCGCACAUCUAGCGAUUUGUCAUCCAUUAAAAUCACAGAUGCCAAAGGAAGGGGCCUCACUGGUGGGGAUCUUGGACUACGUGAAUUGAAUUUUACUUUUAACCUACUGUUUAUUUUAAUUUAAAUUUUACUGUUAUUGUUGUAGCUGGUCACAGUACUGUACAUUUUGGGUUCUUUGUAGCUCAUGCACCAUGAGCUGUCCUGCACUGUUUGUUUCCAUGUAAUUUAAGCCAAAUUAAGGCCUUUCACCUAACUAUACCAGCUUCAAAACUCAUUUAAUUAAAGCCAUUCAGGUACUGUCAGUGCUAGCUGAUUCUAUUUCAUAAUUAGUCUGGCACAGUAAAUGACACAAACCCAGAGGUACAUUCAGAUAGAUGUUACUACUACACCACACUACUACUGCAUACAUCUUUUUAGAAUUUGCUCAUGAGUCAUCUCUUGUCUGCAGGGGAACACUCAGUAUUGAUAUUGCUGCUCAUAAGUUGGUCAGUUGUUUUCACUGUAAACCUCACUGUUCACAUUGUAUGUGAUGUUAUAGAAAUAUCAUUAUGUAUGUAUGCAUGUGUACUGUGUUCUUUUCAUUUGUAACAUUAUAGAAAACCUACUUCAGAGGCCAUAUGAAGUCUGUACUGUAUAGUAAGCACUUUGCCAGUAUAGUUUCUUACGUACAAUGGAUUGUAGUGUGUUAAUGAAAAGGUUACUUCUCCUCCCACCGUAUCUAGAGAGCUGUUGUUCAAAUGUCAGUUAAACAACUCAGGAAUCUUGAAUGAUUUCUGACUGUGGUCACUUGAUAUUUUUGUCACAAGGCGGUGUCAAAUAACUGUCCACUGUAUUCAUCGCUGGUGUCACAACUAUUUUAAUAAAUGCUGUAAAUCAUAAAUUAUAGUAAGGUGCAAAAUAUAAGAGAGAAUAUUCAUGACCCCAGUUAGUUGCACCUGUUUUUUACUGUCUGUAUUAUUGUUGGUAAUAGUGUAUCUGUGUGUGUGGUGUAAAGAUCAUUUGGUAUGUUCAGCAUUGCAAAUCAUUUUAUGCAAAAUAUUUCUACAGUAAAUGUAAAAACUAUUAUAUUCUAUGAAGUUGUUCUUAUUUUGCUAAGUGCAGUCCUGUUUUAGCAAUAAGUAUUCCAUACUGUGCAGUGUAUGGACUCAUGAACCUAGCUAAUAUUCAGGCAAAGAAUAAUUUGUGAAAUGAUUUUUGUGUCUGUUUCAUCGACUAUGUGUGUAGCUACAGUGACUAUACGGACAAUAGCUUACGUGCCUUGUCAAAGCUCUUUAUGUGCAAGUCUUGUAAUGGUAAUUUAAGUGUUCAGAACAGAUGUACAGGAACACACAUGGUGACACACAAAUCCCAAAGACAGACCAUCAUUAUUUAACAAGAGUGAACCAGUACACAGCUCGUUUGCAGAGGCUUACUUACUUCUGUCGUUGUGUUAUUCCACAUCUGUGUGAAAGUCGUAGCCUGAGCCACCAACUCAAACAAUGUAACUCAAUUUAUCUUCCAUUCACAAAUGUAACUCAAAAUACAGUUUCUGUGUGUCUUCUACUGUCACGGCUCUAGUAUUUGCUCACGACAUAAAAGCUCUGUAAUCAAUAUUAAGGUAUCGUUUUUUUGAAUGAUCAGAUCAGUGAAUGUCAAAUUACUGUACCGUCAACAUCAAAAAUGAAGUCAGCAACAUUUUGCCAAACAUGUAUUUCCUAAAAACAAAAUCUUAAAUUUGAAUUCAGUCACACGUUAUGACCUUACACAUAUGGACCAUUUGAUAUAAAAAUCUGAGUUAUCCGAUCAGUGGAAUCAUCAUAUAAAGUGAACAUCCACCAACAAGUACUUAUAAUUUCAUAAUGUUGUUUAUUUUGAUGAAAAAUACCCUAUUUUCACAUGACAUCAGUUUCUAUAUAUAUAUAUAUAUGUGUGUAUUUUACAGGUGGAUAAACUAUGUCAACCACAAAGGUGGAGAUUUUACCUCCAUCAUCACUCCAAUAUCACUAAGUAAAACUGCAUUUGUUCUGAUGUACAGACACAACAUUAGUGAAGCACAUAGCAUCCUGUUGUUAGCUUGAAUGAUGACUUUUCUGUCAUUGCCAAUUGGUGCAAAGCAAUAAAAGUGAAUACAUGGUGA
Molecule: messenger RNA, 6313 nt
Organism: Siniperca chuatsi (mandarin fish)
Lineage: Eukaryota; Metazoa; Chordata; Actinopteri; Centrarchiformes; Sinipercidae
Product: sodium bicarbonate cotransporter 3-like
Exons: 26
Coding region: 184-3987 (1267 amino acids)
Biological process (GO): transmembrane transport; bicarbonate transport; monoatomic anion transport
Cellular component (GO): apical plasma membrane; plasma membrane; basolateral plasma membrane
Molecular function (GO): solute:inorganic anion antiporter activity; monoatomic anion transmembrane transporter activity; sodium:bicarbonate symporter activity
Source: RefSeq, a predicted model, not a curated record